Molecule: messenger RNA, 3670 nt
Organism: Micropterus dolomieu (smallmouth bass)
Lineage: Eukaryota; Metazoa; Chordata; Actinopteri; Centrarchiformes; Centrarchidae
Gene: morn4
Product: MORN repeat containing 4
Exons: 5
Coding region: 980-1420 (146 amino acids)
Source: RefSeq, a predicted model, not a curated record
UUCUGCUGUGGUUCUUGAGAAGGUUUCGGUGUACCUAUAACCCACUGAACAUGGUGUCGGGAGACGAAAUAAUAACGGACAUUGAAAGAAAGUUGCGCGUAUUUGACAGGAGACCGUCGAGCUUUUUGCAGUGUUUUUUUCUCUCUGCCGAGAGACGAAAGUUUGGACUAACGCUAAAGCUAGCAAGCUCAAAGGCGGCGACAUGAGUUCAUUUCAAGUCUCUCCAGCAGUGAAGUUCACGUUCAAAGCUGAAGACUGAACCAAGUGGAUAAAAUGCUUCGAAAGAAGGAUGAAAAUAAAGUGAAUGUGCUGAUUUACAUCCUUGGAAGAGGACGCGGAGGACACACUGGUUUCCCUGCACCUCAGUCCUGAGGAUGCGAAUGAGUCAGGAGAAAGUUGGAGGCUCACUUCUUAACAAACAGAAAUGUAAUCUUUGAGAUGGCAAAAUGUAAUCAGAGGAGGAAGAAAUGGGUGAGUCGGCUGACAGUUUUCACACAGGGCUGCAUUGCCUAUCGGAGCACUGUGGAUAGAGGGCUCUGCACGAUGAAAUAGUGAAAGAUAGACUUGCUGUGGGUCUGAGAGAUAACGUUAGACUCUUGUCAGAACAGUUACAACUGGACCCUGAACUCGCGCUAGAGAAAGCGAUGAACAAAGUGAGCAGGUAAAGAAGCAACAUGAAAUGCUGAAGAUGAACUUUAAAGCGCGCCAACACGCAGCUUGACAGCCGCAAUGUAGGCAGACAGACAAAGGACAACAGAAAAGACACAAUGCAAAAGAUACAGAGAUGCAAGAGGCAUAGCCUGCAACAAUGUCCAGCUAAGGAGGUAGUGUGCAAUAACUGCAAAAAAAGGGGACAUUAUGCCAGAGUGUGCAAAACAAACCCAUAUUCCAGCAGUUGAAGUACUAUGUCAAAAGAUGAUACAGAGACACGGUCUCUAAUGAAAGUGUCCCAGCCCUAUCUGCCAUUCUCAGGGGUGACAUGACUCUGACCAGAGGAUCUUUCACCUAUGCCAGUGGAGAAGAGUACCAUGGCGAGUGGAAAGAAGGUCGGAGGCAUGGUGUUGGGCAGCUCAAGUUUCAGGAUGGAACCUGCUACACUGGCCAGUUUGAGAAUGGACUCUUCCAUGGCUCUGGUGUACUGCUCUUUACAGAUGGAUCCAGAUAUGAAGGAGAAUUUGCACAUGGGAAGUUUCAAGGCGCAGGAGUCUUCAGUCGAUACGAUGGCAUGAAGUUUGAGGGGGAAUUCAAAGAUGGACGUGUGGAGGGAUAUGGGCUAUUGACUUUCCCAGAUGGAGCUCAUGGUGUCCCACGAAACGAGGGCUUGUUUCAAAACCACAAGCUGCAGAAGAGAGAGAAGUGUCCAGGAGUGGUGCAGCGUGCGCAGGCUUCAGCCACCAACGCUCGCAGUCUGGCACUUUGACUGUCACGGACCUUGGAGGAGACAAAGUCAGGAUUCCAGUACCUUCCAGGAGGACCUCAGGGAUGUGUACUCGUAUACCCCUCUCCAGCUCUUCCUUCUGUGUGUUUCUCUCUUUUUUCACCAUCACUUUUUUAUUUUCUUUUUCUGCAUCUUCCUUGCUUAGCCUUCACAGUGGCUUCAAAUGCACAUACAAACAAUGGAGUUCUGUAUGACUGACUUGAAAUGCACAACAUCAUGAAGCACACAUCAUGAGGAGGGUAUUUUCUCCUGCAUUUGGAGGAAUCAUAAAGUAAGUCUAUAUGUCAAAGACUUUAGCCAGUAAUGAGAUAGAUUCACCUAAAAAAUGCUGCAAUCCAUUACAAAGGAGUGAUGCUGGUAGCGCUAUUGUGUAAUUUAUUUUAGAAGUGGGCAAGUAUGUGGGCAACGUAGCGCAUGUUCUUGCAGAUGGUUUCACACUGUUCUGAUAAUUUACGGUUGGUGGUGGGCAGAGAAACGUAGCAAUGUACCUACAAAGCCAGCGAAGAAGACGGCUGCAAGCUAUCAAACAGGGACCUAAACAAUGCACAAUGUAAAAAAAACUCUACAUACACAUACACUUUUGUCAGGCCUCAGCCACCCACCCAGUGAAUGUAAACAUAACGUUUGUUUGUUUACGAAAACACUCCAUGGGGGCACCUUUAAAAUCUCAUCUCAAUUAAUAGCGCUGCUGCCAACUUUAUCUUUCAAGAAAUGCAUUUUGCCACUUGCGUUUCUCUGUUUAGAGGAUCAGUAUUCACGUUUGCCUUAAAGACAUUUUGAUGCAAGAGUGCGGUUCAAGGGUGUCCAUCUAAAAAUUAGAUGAAGCACAGUGCCCUCUCCUUCCUUUCUCCUCUGCAUCAUUUGCCCUAAGGUGUCAGUCAUCCUAAUGAAUUUGAGGUCUGUUUGAAGAUUGCCUUCAGUCUGAGAGAUACGUUUGCUAAGCUGGUGCUGAGUUUCUUGCUCCCAUCACUCACAAGUCCAGCAGCUCUCUUCUCUCCAGUAACCCCCCCACCCCCUCCUCUCCCAGUGGAAAUCAGUGGAGAGGAGAGUUAACUCUGCUGGAUAAUUCUCUCACGUUUUCCCCUCUAUAACCUGAAAAACUUGCAUCUUCGAUGACUACACAUCCUCAAAGUUGACAAAUAACCAUAAUUAAAUGCAUUGAAAUAGGGACAUAGAUCUUAAUUGAGGCAGCUGAAUGACAGAAUUUAUAAAUCAGAUGUAUGUAAUUUUAAUGUUGUGUUUUUUUAUGAGGUAUAUAGAUAGUCAUUGUCAUUGAUUGUGUUUGUUCUGACCUUUCAGUUGAAUUAAGAGAAAAUUGUGUUAUUUAAGACAGUGUGGUUGAAUAUUUUGAGGUGUUCCAAAUGUGUUUACCAUUAUAGCGAUUAUAGUCAUUUAGUGUACUUUAACAGUUAAUAGGCCUUACAAAGCAUUUGUAGACGUGGCUUGUCUAGGGUUGCCUACACAGAACUUCAACCAAAGACAAUCAAGUGAUAUUAUAGGAAGCCUGGAACUGUCAACAGGAGUUACAUGUGUUAUUUCUUACAGCCAAACAUUAAAGACAAAUCAAUAAGGAUUAAUCUACCUGGGGCUUUAGUGUGCAAGAAAAUUGAAAGGACCGAAGAUUAAACAGGGAAUUGAUAUGAGAUUCUGUUGUUAAUAUUCCUGAUCUUAGCCUGGAUUAUUGCUGUUACUGAUGUUCAUUGUUGUUACAUUCUGUUUGGGUGCAUACUGACCUCUUUGGUGCAGCGGUGUGCUGCAGAGUACAAUCAGAAAGAUUGAAGAUAACAUUAGACACAGAAAAUUAGACCAGUGCACGUGUCAGUACCACAGUCUACGCACAAUGAUACUUUAACUGUGUGCACACAGUGUGUAAUAUCCUGUAUUUAAGAUCAUGUAACGGUAUUUUUUUCUUUCUGCUAUGUUGGACAUGACGCCUGCUCGAGAGGUUUUUGCCUACACACCCCUGCCUGAAUUGAAUUGAAUUCACUGGAAUCCCACAUCCAUUUCCAACUGGAAACAAAUGGUGCUUUAAAAGCGUGCCUGUCCAGACUUUCACCUGCCUGGAAAAUAUCAUUGCCAUGGUUACCUUUUUUCAGUAACAAUAUAAUGUUGCUCUUACAGAAAAAACUACUGUGCAGUAUCCUCUCAUUCUCCUGGAACAGGUCUGAGUAUGUAUCACAUAGGUGGUAAGUGGUAGAUGUGUUAAAAUAAAGCCUUGUGUUGAAAAAGAAA